UAAAUAAUGAUUAUAACAUGAAUAUAAUAGACUAUACUAAUUGAUCAAUAGUGUAAUACAACCUGCAUAAUUAAUGUGUGAAUGGACUGAAUGUGUGUAUUUAGAAAGUACCUGCAUCUUUAUUGUUUAUUCUCUGAUGAUUCUUGAUUAAAUAUUUUAAAGUGGUCUUGUCUGUGAAUAAGUGACCACAACUCAUAUUUGACGAAAACUGUGAAACUGUUUACAGGAAUAAAUACAUGCAAUGUGCUUCAAAAACGGUAAUAAAAUGAGAUUUCUGGAAACUAAAUUGAAUUGUAAGUGAAGAUGUAAUAUAUAUUACUUUUACUUUAAAAUGUGUAUGCGUUUGUGUUUGCAAUUCAACAUUUGUUAACACAGCACUGUUCAUUUUUAAAAUCAUGCUGGACAGGAAAAACCGGGGCUAAGAAAUGUUUCACAACAAAAUAAAAGAGGAAUUAUGGGUAGCUAAUCUCUCUGCCUUCAGAGACUGUGUAAGCUUUUUCUUUUAUGUAGCAACAUUUUUGUGGGACUGAAACUAGAAGACUCAACUGAGCGAAAAAAGAGAAAUGUGUGGAUACAUUUCCCUCAUUUUCCUUUGGAUAUCCCUCCUUCUCUCUUUACCCUGUGGUUAUAAUGGAGAUAAGAUCCUGGUUUUCCCCGUUGAUGGCAGUCACUGGGUGAACAUGGAGGUUCUGGUGAAGAAGCUGCACUCUAAUGGACAUGAGCUGAGUGUGAUUCGCAUUACGGACAGCUGGUUCAUUCAGGAGAAUUCACCUUACUACACCUCAAUUACAGUGAAGCUUAAAAAGAAUUACAUAGGCCUGGACCUGUUCGAGAACACAGUACAAAGGAUUCUUGAGGCCCGCAGGAAGGGCUCAAUGAUGGGACUGCUGGUCCAGAUGUCAGAAUUUAUUGGUGUCAUAAAUGUUGCUCACACUGCAAACUGUGCCAUGCUCACCACCAUGCUGGAGAACAAAGAUCUGAUGAAACAAAUAAAGAUGGCAAACUAUGACUUGAUGCUCACUGACCCUGCCAUGCCUGGUGGGGUCAUUCUGGCACAUUACCUCCAACUUCCAAUGGUCUACAACGUCCGUUGGAUGAGUUUCGGAGAAGGCCACUUCUCCAUCGCACCUUCUCCCAUAUCCUACGUGCCUGUUCCUGGCUCAGGCCUGACGGACCGAAUGAGUUUGUUAGAAAGAACCCGCAACCUUCUACACUAUGGAUUGAACCUCAUUCAAGAGCGCUGGCUGGUGAUUCCUAUGUACUCCAGCUUGUUGCUCAACUACUUCUCUCCUGGCGCUGACCUCCUAGCCAUGCAACGUUCGGCGGAGCUGUGGCUUGUCCGUGUAGACUUUGUGUUCGAAUUCCCACGACCCUCCAUGCCAAACCUCAUCUACAUUGGUGGCUUCCAGUGUCGUCCGGCCAAGGCUCUCCCUGCAGAGCUGGAGGAGUUCAUGCAGAGCUCAGGAGACCAUGGGGUGGUCGUGAUGUCUUUGGGAACACUGAUUGCAGGAUUGCCCAGAGAGGUCAUGGAUGCCAUUACCACAGCUUUCGCUCGCAUGCCACAGAAGGUGGUGUGGAGGUUUAUUGGCGAAAGACCUUCAUCGUUGGGCAAUAACACCCUACUGCUUAAUUGGAUACCUCAGAACGACUUGCUGGGCCAUCCAAAGACCCGUGCUUUCGUGGCUCAUGGGGGUACAAAUGGUCUAUACGAAGCCAUCUAUCAUGGGGUGCCAGUUCUGGGACUCCCUUUGCUAUUUGACCAGCUAGAUAACAUUGUACGUCUUCAGGCAAGAGGGGCGGCACGGAUGCUGGAGGCAGCUACUUGUACUACAGAAGAGUUUCUUGAAGCUUUGAGAGAUAUCUUAGAGAACCCAACGUAUCGUCAGAACAUGCAGAAGCUCUCCAGUUUACAUCAAGACCGGCCUCUGCAUCCUCUCGACAAAGCAGUGUACUGGAUCGAGUAUGUCCUGCGCAAUAAAGGUGCACCCCACUUACGUGCUGAGGCCUACAACAUGUCCGUGUUCUCCUACUACUGUCUAGAUGUUGCUGCAUUUGUUCUCAUGAUACUUCUGCUGACUCUGGGGGUUGUCACAAUAUGGAUACGAAGACGGAAAAGAGAGGCAAACAAGGCAGUGAGAGAUCACAACAAAAAAACUAUAAAGGAAGGCAGUAAGAGGCUGAAAGAGACCAUUAAUGCUUUGAAAGAGAGCAAUAAUAUUCCCAUUCCAAAACCAAGAGCAAGCAAAAGAAUUUAGUUUAUUUUAUUUUUCUUCAAUAUCCUUCCCCUAGUGUUAUUGUUAACUAAAAGUAUUAAAAUUGCUUUUGGAAACUUAAAUAAUUCUGAAAUUAAAUACAAUAUAUCUAUUAA
Carassius carassius (crucian carp) is the source of this 2368-nucleotide messenger RNA. Its product is annotated as UDP-glucuronosyltransferase 2C1-like. Lineage: Eukaryota; Metazoa; Chordata; Actinopteri; Cypriniformes; Cyprinidae. Gene Ontology annotation, molecular function: UDP-glycosyltransferase activity. The record is from RefSeq and is a predicted model, not a curated record. The coding region runs from base 564 to 2255 and encodes 563 amino acids. The transcript has 3 exons.